This is a messenger RNA of Musca domestica (house fly), 1502 nucleotides long. RefSeq names its product heart- and neural crest derivatives-expressed protein 1 (gene Hand). Gene Ontology annotation, biological process: regulation of transcription by RNA polymerase II; developmental process. The transcript has 5 exons. The record is from RefSeq and is a predicted model, not a curated record. The coding region runs from base 292 to 1092 and encodes 266 amino acids. Gene Ontology annotation, molecular function: RNA polymerase II transcription regulatory region sequence-specific DNA binding; protein dimerization activity; DNA-binding transcription factor activity, RNA polymerase II-specific. Lineage: Eukaryota; Metazoa; Arthropoda; Insecta; Diptera; Muscidae.
GGAAAAUAAAGACCUGCCUCUGUUCGCUUGUGUGUUUAUAGAAAAUAACAUUGAAAUUGUUAUUGUUCCGCGCAAAAAGAAACAUUCAUUGAAAUGAAAACAUUUAGAAUUGAAUUGAUUUCAGUAUUGAUACAAAUCUUGUUCGAACACAAACGAGUAACGGUUUACUUUUGAAACAUGAGAAAUUAAAGUGUUGAAUAUAAAGAAAAAAAAACUAAACAAACAAAAAAAUUGUAUUGAGUGAAAGUAUAACAGUUGUCUAAUAGAAGAAGUAAUCAACAACAGAUCGAUAUGUCGAAAUAUGAAACACAACAAAUAUGUCGCGAAUCAACGCCGUUCUUUCAAAAUAAUCAUUUAUAUUAUAAUAAUGAUAGUUAUCGUUUGAUCGACAUGAAUGUAAUUGAACAUGCCUGGAAUACACCCACAUAUUGUGUGGAUACCAAACAACAUCAAAUAACAAAUCAUCAGGAUCAUCAACAUCACCACCAGCAAUUGCAUCAGCCGUCGCCACAGCAACAAACCCAAGACUGUUGUCAACCAACUACCACAACCUGCACGCUAACCGCCAACAUAAAUGCCAGUAAUAACCAUCCUUAUUAUCGAUCACCCAGCAGUUAUUGUCCUGCCUCCUCAUCCGAUUUAGAAGAUGUGGAAAGCCAAUUUCAUGAUAGUUUGUUUACAAAUGACUCACCGAAAUCUCAUACAACUAUUUCUGUUCCUCCAGUGCGUGUUGUAAAGAAACGGAACACGGCAAAUAAAAAGGAACGACGGCGAACGCAGAGCAUCAACAAUGCAUUUUCGUGUUUGCGCGAUAAGAUUCCAAAUGUGCCAUCCGAUACGAAAUUGUCAAAGAUUAAAACCCUUAAAUUAGCCAUACUCUAUAUUAGAUAUCUAGUCGAAGUGCUGGAUGGUGAUCAGGAUCCCAAUAAUGGGUUUCGAGCUGAUCUCAAACCUUUGCAUCGAAAAAAUUCCCAUGAAAAGAGGGCGUAUAUACGCAGUGAAACGGCCAAGGCAGCAAAUCGACAAAGCAAAGGACGCACUGGCUGGCCCCAAGAUGUAUGGGCAUCCGAGUUGAUUCCUGAGCAAGAGUAAAAUGUCGGCCGGUACUUGCACACAAAAAUACCACGAUUUUAAAACAUUUCCCUACAAAAAAAACAACAAACCAAAGAAAAACGACAUAUUGUCUAGUAGCUUAAAUAUUAUUCUAGUUUCAGAGAGGCACAAUUGAGCAAAACUCUCUGUUUAAUAUAAACGAACUGUGUGGAUUCCUUAAUUUAUUAUUCCUUAAAUAAAAUAAAAAAAAUCAAUGGAUUCUAGUUUAACACCUCAAAGCAAACAACCCACGAAACCCACGCGUUGUAAACAAAACAUUUUUUGUUGUGAGCCUUUGUUGUUAAUUGACGUAGGCACUCACCGGUAACGGUGCAUGUAAGUAAGCAACAACAAACAACAAGAGUAAGGCAAAAAUGCAUUGUUGUGUGUGUGCGUGUGUGUAAAUGAAU